Messenger RNA from Penicillium crustosum, 1860 nucleotides. RefSeq lists its product as uncharacterized. The record is from RefSeq and is a predicted model, not a curated record. Lineage: Eukaryota; Fungi; Ascomycota; Eurotiomycetes; Eurotiales; Aspergillaceae. The transcript is spliced from 2 exons. Bases 1 to 1860 code for a protein of 619 amino acids.
AUGAGUCCUGUCAACCAACAGACAGGCUCAGACACCAUACGUCGCCAUUUAUUCUCGCUAUCAUCAGUCUUUCGGUCCAGGGCAAGCACGAGACCUAGCAGCAUACCUCAUCCAGUGCAGGAAGAGCCAACUUGCCAAGAAAGGAUCCAUUACCCUGUGUUUAAUCCCCUAGAUCCUCGCCACAAUCCCGAGAUAUCGACCUCGUGGUGGCGUCCAAAUAAGCAAAAGAGUUUGACUUCAGAGCCACACAAUCCAAAGGAAUGGGUCCAAUCCGUCUCGAAACGAACUCUCCACAAAGCACGAUCAGGUUUAUCGGCGCUGCGCGCAGGGCUUAGCCACCGUUCAAGUGAAGAAGACAGCCCCGAGAAAGGUUUUGUUAGUCCCGUUGCUCUGAGACACGAAAGACAACGCUAUGCAAUUUCAUCUGGGGCAUACACUUCGGAUACACAGGAGGACGUGAACUUCGGCGCCGAACUAUCUCGCAUGCAUCUUCCACCGUCUUCGCCAUCGUCCAGUACUGAUAUGGAGUCGCUUAUCCGCGUGAGGUCUCUGGGUUCGAUACCUGACUCGUUCGCAACAUUUCCCGGAUCUGCAUCUGCGUCUACGCCCAUUUUUUACCAACCCAGCCGAGCUGUAAGUAAUUCGGGGGUAAAUUCGACUUGUACACUAGCCACCGACCAUGAUCUUGACUUCCAAUUUGGUGAAACUGGAGAGUUGGGGACAAGUAUAAAUUCCAAAGAUUACUUUGCUCACACCACGCCAUCGACAGAGAACCAUUUGAUACAACAAACAUGGGGCGUUGCAAUCUCUACUGAUGGAGAGAUUAAAAUGUCCGCCCACGCCCUGUCAGAGCCAAUUUGUGAAGAGCAGCAAGCAACAAAUCUUCAGCAGCAAAAUAUCAGUCAUGCAAGUUCAGAUACAGAAAUCAUUGAUGAUCAAUCAAGUUCAGUUCUCAUCUCGAGACAAUGCUCCGCCGAAGUUCGAUUUGCAUUUCCAGCAAUAUAUCAUGAGGCGCUGCACCAGUGGGCAAGACAACAUGAUAGUCCCAGCCCUAAUCAGCACACAUCCAACCCUCGUGCACAAAGUCUCAACACCAGUCAACACAGUUCCAGCCCAAGUCAACACCUUUCUAGCCUCAGCCACCACAGUCCCAAUCCGAGUGAAAGCAGUCCCAGGCUCAAUGAACAAGAAGAAACCCCGCACGCUUCCCAAAACCCACUCAAAUCCAUUGUGCUCCAGGAUAAUACAUACAACAACUCGCCUCCAUAUGACGAAGAUGAUGAAGGUCUCAUACCCUUGGUACCCCCACAAACCCCAAUCACCUGUUCUGAAGAGAUGGAACCAUUUUCCUAUCCCAAUCCCCUCAGUUCCAUCUCUAACCGGAACUUCGGCGAAAUAUGGACGUCUAUCUCCGAAAGAGCAACCACACAGCGGUCAAGCGUUGGAGAUUAUUCAAGCCGUUCCACACCCGCUGAUACCACAUCGCGAGAUCUCACAUCAACUGAAAUGACUUCAAUGGAAUCAAUGACGAACGAUACAUGGUCCCCAUGGUCCCCCAUCGACUCUGAACUUCUUUUCCCAAGCCCAGUGGAGGAUGGAAAUGGGUAUUUCCUUAUGGAUAGCAAAACAAGCAGCCAGUAUCCCGACAGAGGCAAUCAACCAGUCAAAUUUACACAGAAUACCACCAGAAACUGCGCUAACAUCAGAGCACCUCAACAACUAACUGGGCUGAUCUCCCCGGGGGUCCUGUCCCUACCGCUCUUAUCUGAUGGCAUUCCCGGUGCAGGAUUAGAGUUUCUGGAAGAUGAUACGGACGACGAGUUUUACCCUGGAAUUGUGCAUCCAAGACAGUUUUGGUGA